AUGCACCUGCUGCGCACGAUCACCCUCCUGGCCGUCACGGCGACGUCGGCCAUCGACGACGACUCGGCGGCGGCCCUCUUCGCGGCGAUCCCCUACAUCUGCGGCGUGCUCGGCCACCACCUCGCGCCGAACCACAACGGGAACCACAAGGGCGGCGUCGAGACGGACAUCCUGCUGCACGCGCCCGUGUUCCACAGCGUGUCGCUCUGCGCGCCGCCCUGGCCGCUCGUCGAGAAGCGGGGCCACUGGGAGCCGGGCCAGCGGCCGCCGGUCGUCGCGAAGACGUGCGGCGGCGGCCUCGGCGCGUUCUACGGCGGCGUCGACGCCGUCGACGUCGACGGGCCCUGCGAGCGGCGCUUCGACCCGCGCAACAACCGCGGCAUGUUCCACUACUGGACGAACCGCGACGUGCAGAUCUCGAGCCGCCUGCGGCUGCCGCCGCCCGCGCGCGCGCGGAGCCUCGGCGGCGACGCGGCGCGGGACCCGCGCGUCGUCGUCAUCAGCACGCCGCACCUCGCGCGCGACGGCCGCGCGCAGACGUGCCCCUUCGUGCGCGCGAGCUGCUUCUCCUUCGGGCAGGUCGUCCAGAUGGCGCGGGCGGCCGUCGCCGCGGGCUUCAAGGUGAAGCUCUGGGCGACGAACCUCGAGGACGGCGACUACGGCGUGAGGAACGGCGGCAAGCGCGUCAAGUCGGAGGUCGUCGCCGCGGAGACGACGGCGGCCGCCGACGCCGUCGCGAAGCUCUUCGACGGGGACGUCGCCGUCGUCGGCCGCGACGAGGCGUGGCGCGGCGGCGUGCCCCAGCACAACCUCACGGCCAUCCUGCGGGACCUCGGGGACGCGUCCCUCUACGUCUCGGGCUUCGGCGGCGUCGGCGCGGCGAGCCUCGCGUAUCUGGGCGCGCGGCACGUGAUCUUCUGCGGCGACGGCCUGCACAAGGACACCAAGGGCCUGUUCUGCGACGCGGACCUGCUCGAGUCCGUGGGCCGCCAGACCGUGCACCUCGAGGAGACGGCGGCGGGCGCCAUCGCCAAGGCGCUGGCGCUCAUGACGGGCGGGCCGGGCGCCGUGCCGGGCGCGCGGCUCGCGCCGUACCCGGCCGAGCGCGACCUGCGAAGGGCCGCGGUCGCGCUCUACCCCGCGUCGCCGCUCCUCGCGCGCUUGGCGCGGCCCUGGGGCGAGGGCGGCGUCUGGGACGCGCCGCCGGCCGGCGCGCUGCCCUGGCUCUGCAAGCACGCGCGCGCGCGGCCGUCGGACCCGGCCGGGCACAAGCCGUUCUCGGGCGAGUUCGGCCCCGAGCUCGUCACCAAGGUGCCCCACGAGUACUUCAUGCACCAGUGCGGCGCCGUGGCCAAGACGUCGUCCUGCGGCGACCUGUCCAUGUUCUACUUCUUCAGCCCGGCCCACGAGAACCUGCCGUGCCUGCGCCACGGCGGCCAGAUGACGUUCUCGGGCAUCGUCGGCGGCUACUUCGCGAACACGCCUCUGUUGUGGGCGCCGCCGCCGAUCCGCGCCCACUUCGCGGCCAUGGCGCCCGUGCUGGACCACGGCGCGGCCAAGACCGUGGCCAUCUUCAACCGGCUGGACUGCCGGCCGUGCGCGACGGGGCCCUGCGGCGGCCGCGGCGACCUCUGCUGCAAGCAGUACAUGGCCAACUCCGUGCUGCGGCGCGUCCUGGCGGCCGUCGACGCCAUGGUGCCGCGCGUGCGCGCCAUCUACGUGCGCGUGAACCACGCGGACGCGCGGCUCAAGGGGCUCUCGAAGGAGCGCGGCGACGAGUACCAGGACUCGAACCGCAUGCAGGGCAUUUUGAGAGUGUGCGGCCGCGGGGGCUGCGAGGUGAGCGACGCCGAGGCGCGCACGGCCGAGCCCCUGGCGGAGAUCCGCGACGAGGCCAUGAUCCGCGCGGAGUUCCCCGGGACCGUCAUCCUCGCGGACGCGUACCACGAGCGGCCCGAGAGGCACCGCAACAUGACCUGGAACGAGUUCAUGGGCGUCGCGCUGGGCCAGUCCAGUUCCUUCGUGAGCGUCCAGGGCGGCGGGUCCUACCUCGCGUCGUAUUUCGGCGGCUGCAACGAGGUCAUCGACUUCUACGGCACGUCGAACUCCGCGAAGGCCCACGACCCGCCCUUCGUGCCCGAGUGCCCGGAGGAGGGGCUGCCGGAGGUCCACAAGAUGGACUACGUGACGGACACGCCGCCGAACCCCCGCGCGCGCGAGCGCCAGCGCGCGCGCGGCGCGCAGCAGCGCGCGGCCGCCGGGGGACGCGCGGGCUCGAUGCUCGCCACGCGCGCGCGGCGGCGGCUCGAGGCCCGGCGGCCCGAGGCUCGGCGGCUCCUCGGCAACGCGACGGACGACGACGCGGACGACGACGUCUGGGACGACGCCCAGGCGCGCCGCCGCCUCCCCGAGGUCCAGGAGACCUACUCCAUCACGCUCCCGCGGCUCUCCGGCGCGCGCGUCACGAACCACCGCGAGGGCCACAACCUCGUCGCCGCCGUCGCCGGCUGGGCCACGGACCCCAAGUGCGGCCUCGUGGCGGCCUAA
Molecule: messenger RNA, 2547 nt
Organism: Aureococcus anophagefferens
Lineage: Eukaryota; Pelagophyceae; Pelagomonadales; Pelagomonadaceae
Exons: 1
Coding region: 1-2547 (848 amino acids)
Source: RefSeq, a predicted model, not a curated record